Molecule: messenger RNA, 412 nt
Organism: Aspergillus fijiensis CBS 313.89
Lineage: Eukaryota; Fungi; Ascomycota; Eurotiomycetes; Eurotiales; Aspergillaceae
Exons: 2
Coding region: 8-367 (119 amino acids)
Source: RefSeq, a predicted model, not a curated record
AAUCAAAAUGGGCCUCAUCAAGACUGGAAUCCAACUCGCCGGAGCUUACGGCCUCCUCAAAGUCUCCUCAAAAGCUGCGAAUGAUUUUCAAGAAAAGAAGCAACAAACUCAAGCGCACCAAUGCCAAUGCCAUCAUCAUCACCCCGACCACCACCCCCAACAAUACCAACAAUCACAUUAUGCAUACGACCACCGCAUGAACUACAACCCUGGCUCUGGUUCAUACCACCAUUAUCCUCACCAUGCACCCUACAACCCCACUCCCUAUCCCUCGCAUCAAACUAUGCCAACGGCAAAAUAUGAAGGGUCAAUGCCGCCGACCGCGCAUCACCCUCAGACACAAUCCCAGUCCGCAGAACUACCAUGAUCGCCAGUGGAGGAUCCACUAUGGCUCUUGAUUUAAAAGUCCAAU